Coffea arabica (coffee) is the source of this 819-nucleotide messenger RNA. RefSeq names its product probable carboxylesterase 12. Lineage: Eukaryota; Viridiplantae; Streptophyta; Magnoliopsida; Gentianales; Rubiaceae. Gene Ontology annotation, molecular function: hydrolase activity. The record is from RefSeq and is a predicted model, not a curated record.
AUGUCUGCUCCUUCACAUUCUUCCAUUAUGUCCUUUUCGUCUUCCAGUAAAUACUUAUUUGUAUUGUCAUUGUACUCUGAAUUUCAAUAUGGUUCUCUGGUGAAGCUAUUCUUGGUGGUUCAACUUAAGUUAAAUGCUUUCAUUCCAAAAUUGGAUACUUUGUUAGCGCAAUUUAAUGUUGAUAUCAUUGUUUCCCCACAAAGUUGGUUUGGAGAUACAAAACUUUCUCUUUUGGUCUACUUACAUGGUGGAGGCUGUUUGAUCAAAUCUGCAUACUCUUCUAUAUAUCACGCGCACCUUAAUGUAGUAGUUGCAGAAGCUGGUGGUGUAACAGUUUCAAUUAACUAUCGGCUCGCCCCUGAGCAUCAUUUGCCUAUUGCUUAUGAAGAUUCUCAAAUUAUAGUCAAAUGGGCUGCCCCUCAUUCAAAUGGCGAGGGUCCUGAGGUAUGGCUUAGGGAUUAUGCUGGUUUUGAUAGGGUGUUUUUUGGUGGGGAUAGUGCUGGUGACAAUUUAGUACAUAACAUGGCAUCAAGGGUUUGGCGGAAGAUGCUAGAUGACUUCAAUCUUGAUGUGAUUUUUCUCAAUUGUCCUUAUUUUUGGGGGAAAGAUCUAAUUAGUAUUGAGUUAACGAAAUUACGGGCGAAUGCCUAUGUUAAGGGCAUUUGGUAUUAUGUUAAUCCAAAAUCUACGGGAGUUGAUGAUCCAUUGUUGAAUUCUCUAAUGGAACCAAACAUUUCGAGGCUAGACUUUGUCGUUGCUAAAAAAGUUGGCUACUUUCAUCAACAAGAAUAUUGUGUAGAUGCAUCUUUAAGUGGAUAA